Peronospora matthiolae is the source of this 120-nucleotide messenger RNA. NCBI's taxonomy places the organism in Eukaryota, Oomycota, Peronosporomycetes, Peronosporales, Peronosporaceae. The record is from the annotation of a GenBank genome assembly.
AUGACGAAGAACCCGGUCAAUCACGGCCGUGCCAAGCUCAUCGAUAUCAAGUACCAUCACAUCUGUGAUGAGGUCAAGCGCGGUGAAGCUGAAGCAGAAAGUAUUGUGAAACUGCGGUGA